AUGGGUGGCAACGAUGCCACUAUCGGCAACUCCAGCUAUACGGAGCGGGUAAUUAACGCCUUUGCGGAGCGGACGGUGCUCGCAUGUCUGAUCGGUAUCGCCUGGUACAAUGCCCUCGAACUGAUCGUGCUUUGUUUCUCGACCUUCAAACGCUAUGGCGGAUGCUAUUUUUGGUCCCUGCUCGUGGCGUCCUUCAGCAUCAUCCCGUAUGGGCUGGGAUAUCUGCUCAUCAUCUUCAAAAUCUUCCCCAAUGAAUUCUCCGUGGCGAUGGAGCUCAUCGCCUGGGUGGGCAUGGUCACCGGCCAGUCCCUCGUCCUCUGGUCCCGCCUGCAUCUGGUGGUGCACAGUCGCCAGGUCCUCCGCGCUUGUCUCGCCAUGAUCAUCAUCGAUGCCAUCCUUUUCCACAUUCCCGCCUCCGUUCUCGAGCUAGGAGCUCAUUCCGAUAAACCGGACCUCUUCGUUCCGGCAUUUAGCAUCUUUGAACGCAUCCAACUCAUCGCGUUCUCGCUGCAGGAGAUUGUCCUCUCCACCAUCUAUUCCUACGAGGCGGUCCGUCUCCUCAAUCUACGGCCUCGCGGUCACUACCGAGGCACUCUCCUGCAGCUCCUCAUCGUCAACCUGGCCAUGAUUUUCAUGGACGCGGCCAUCAUCGGGGUCCAAUAUUCGGGGUACUUUGACGUUCACGUCACUUUGAAAGCCAUGUCCUACAGCGUCAAGCUGAAACUCGAGUACGCCAUUCUUGGCAAACUCGUCCAUUUCACCGAAAUGAGCCACAGUACCAAUUCGGCGCCAACUGAUCUUUCGGACUUUGUGGAUCUCUCAUAUCAUCAACAUCCUCCUCCAAAUCCUGGUCCAGUCCCUCCUCCUCAUCCUCUCUCUUCUCCACCGUCUCAUCUCCACCACCAUCAAAAUGAAAUCUCACCACGGCCGGCAGACGGUGAUAGUCAGACCGAGUUCUGUGGUAAACCGGAUUCUCCAUAUGAUUCACGGGGGUACACUCCCUCGAAGGAGUCUUCACACGAUGCUGGUACAUCGGAGGCUUCGACUCGAGUCAGUACGAGCAAUGAAGUUGUGCAGCGGUCUCUUUGA
Penicillium oxalicum is the source of this 1089-nucleotide messenger RNA. RefSeq lists its product as uncharacterized. The transcript has a single exon. The record is from RefSeq and is a predicted model, not a curated record. NCBI's taxonomy places the organism in Eukaryota, Fungi, Ascomycota, Eurotiomycetes, Eurotiales, Aspergillaceae. The coding region runs from base 1 to 1089 and encodes 362 amino acids.